UUGACAAGACGAAUGACAGACGGCGGGGAACAGCUCGAUUGCAGCUUUAUUAAGACAAUUUAGAGGAAAUAAAUGACUCGUUGACAAGAUUAUAUCCGCCUGUACAAGUAAAUUAAAUGAAAAUGUGGCUUAUAAAUAUUGUUUAACAUAUAUUUGCGUAUGUACAACGGGUGCAUCGUAGUAUAAAAAUGUAUUUUCAGUGCACCAUAGGAGCCAUUUUUACGGUAUUUAUUUUGUGCGUUCAAUGUGAUAAUGCAGUUAAUUACAACGAAAGUAUGAAGAUUUAUGUUCCGUCCGAACCGCUGAAUUUAACAGUUAUCAAUGUGACUAGCGAAAUUAUUCACCUCUCAUGGACUCCGCCGUCCAAUUUCAAUAUACAACUGCUGACAACAGCCAGUGAAGAUCCUAAACAAGACCCUGAUCAGGCGACGGAGAAAGCUAAACACGAAACACUAUCAGAUGAACCCGUUAAUGACGUGGAAUCUCACGCUACACUAACUGACGCUUCAACGAUCCCGGAGAAAUUAGAUUAUUCACCAUUCCUAUAUAAAAAUGACAAGUCUAAAUACAACGAUGAAUAUGCAGCAUCAGAUAUACUAUUCGACAAAUCAUAUCGUAGUUUAAGAGAGAGACGCUCCCAUCGACAUAGAAAGAGACGACAGGAUAGUAAUUCGACUGACCCGAGGCUGCAUUUGGAGAGAGUUCCAGAAGAUACGCACGAAGAGUUUCAAUUACCGAUAGAGGUGGUUAAGAAAGCAGCAGCCAGUAUACCUCAUAAGGAUUUAACGCAGAUUGCAUACGUGUUGUAUUAUGAACAAGGAGUGCCGAAGUAUAAUGCGGCCUCUAUCGUAGGUGUACAAAAAUCUGCGGAUGUUAAACAGAAUAAUGUAUUUCCAAGUGAUUUGGGCAUAGAAAACUAUUCGAAGACGACGAGGAAUAUUACAUUGUUGAACAAAUUGGGCGUGCUCACAAAAGUAGUUGGAUUUCGACUAAGAAAUUUAAAACCAUUCACACCAUACAAGAUAUGGGUGAGGGCUUUCUACAAGUUCUCAUUCAGUGGCGUCAGUUCAUCAGACUUGUUGGAGCGACUGGGCCCUCAAUCCGAACCUUUGUACGUACUGACUGAUGUCAGGCCGCCGUCAGCGCCUAUCAUAUUAAAUCUGACUUGUGAUCAGCCUAAUGGAAUUCUAUAUCUUCAAUGGCGACAACCGCUAGAGUACAAUAACUCAUUGGACCAGUACGUGGUGACGGUGCGGAAGGUUCCAGAACAACAGCCGAGGACCACUCUAAGGCUGCCUACAAACAAAACUGACAUCGAUACAGCUAUUAAUGUGCCUGUGGAACUUUGGAAUGUUUCUCGAUAUGAAGUGAAGAUUUUUGCCGUGACUCUGUCUGUAGCUAAACCUGGGUCUCUUGUUAAUGGACUGGAAUCGCCGCCAGAGGAGGUGUCCAGCGAGUCGUGUGUGGCGUACAGCGCGGCGCGCCAGCCGAGCGAGAUGACGCGGUCGGGGCGCAGUGUGGGCACGGCGGCGUUACUUGCGGUUACGUUGUUAGCUGUUCUGGCUGCUGUUGGUGCUGCAGUCUUGUACUGGAGAUGCCGUUCCCGGUUGAGUAAAUGCAUCAGUGCGGCGUACAAUUAUCUCGAAGAGGGAGGUGAGAGAGCGGCGCGGGCGCCGUUGAAUGUCUACAAGAAACCAGCGCUGUGCUCUCCGCUGCGCGGGGGUGGUGCCGGGGGCGGGGGCAGCGUGUGCGGGGGCGGGGAGGAGGCGGAGGCAGCUCGUCCCCCGCGUAUGGGCGGCGCCGCGCGCCCGCCACUCCGCGCGCGCGCCUUCGUCAGGCACGUCGCCGCGUUGCACGCUGAUGGAGAUAUCGGAUUCAGUAAGGAGUAUGAAAUAGUGGUAGCGAAGUCUGCUGCUCUCGGCCACACCAGUCACCACAGCUAUCGUCCUGAGAACAGACUGAAGAAUCGAUAUUUGAAUAUAACAGCUUAUGACCACUCGCGGGUGUGUGUGUCAGCGGGCGCGCGGUGCGGCGCGGCGGGGUGUGUGGGCGCGGGGCGCGGCGCUGCCUGCGACUACGUCAACGCUAACUUCAUAGACGGCAUGCUGCCUGCGCUGGACGCACGCGCUGAGCGGCGUAUCGACCGUAAACUGCAGCGACGAGCUAAACCACAGAGGCAACCGUCAGUGAAGCAAUCCAAGCCACCUCCUAACUUGGCGGAGGGAAUCGAGUCGGCGUUCCUAAACAUCGAGUUCUCCGGCAUCGUGGAGUCGGAGGACCAGCCCGAGGACUCUGACAGCGACAGGAGUGAUGACGACAGCGACCUGGAUGACGUUUAUGUGGAUAUCAACGGGUGUGGUCGUCGUGUGAAACUGGAGUGGGUGGUGUGGCGGCGGCGGUACAUCGCGACGCAGGGCCCCACGCCCGCCACGCUGGAUGCCUUCUGGCGCAUGAUCUGGCAGCACCAGGUCCACACGGUGGUUAUGAUCACCAAUCUAGUCGAACGCGGCAGGCGUAAAUGCGACAUGUACUGGCCGGCGGGCGGGCGCGGCAGCAGCGCGGAGUUCGGCGGCGUGCGCGUCACCUUGCUGCACGAGGACGUGCGCGCCGCUUACACCGUGCGCCGCCUGCGCGUGCGCCUCACACACAAGUGUGAAGGAGGUGAAGAUAGUGCGGACAGUGGACGCAUCAUCCUGCAAUACCACUACACGGUGUGGCCCGACCACGGCACGCCGCGACACCCGCUGGCCGUGCUGCCCUUCGUGAAGGCUGCCUCUGCUGACCCCGGAACCGUGCUUGUACAUUGCAGUGCUGGAGUUGGCCGUACUGGAACCUAUAUAGUACUGGACGCACAAUUAAACCAAUUAAAAUUAACCGGAACUCUCUCCCCGCUCGGUUUCCUCUGCCGUGCGCGUACGCAGAGAAAUCACCUCGUGCAAACUGAAGAACAAUACGUGUUCGUACACGACGCAUUACUAGAACACGUACGUUCCGGUAACACGGAAGUAGAGUUCGCCAAAGCGAGAGAAUACCUCCAGAACCUUCUAGAAGAUAUAUCAGAAGAAGAACUAGCGGUCAUGGAUCUCAAUCUACCAAGAACGAAUAUGAAUGAAGUUAACGGAGAAACUUCUAGUAUAAAAUCCAGUCAGAAUAUAACGGAUAAAGAUGAAAUGGUAGACGGCAGCCAAAUAUCAAUUAAGACUGAUGAAUUGAAUAGCGAAUUGAGUAAGUCUUCGGUAAGAGAAGGGGACAAUGAGGAGCAGAGUACUGGACUUGUGAAUGGAGAUGAGUCGGAGGGAGUAUAUGACUUAGCUCCAAGGUCAAAUGAUACCUACAGCAAGAAUAUGGCAGCUUAUAAUAAUUUAAAUGAACAGGAAAAGGAAGAAAUGCGAAGGGCAAAUAGAGCAGAAAAUUACGCGUUAUUAGAACGGAUGCGGUCGCUUGCUAAUAGAAACAACGUGUACCAAGGACCACCGCCUGUUAACUUGCUAGAAAAACAAUUCCAGUUAAUAACUCGUUCGUGCGUGGAGCCGAGUGUGUGCGCCCGCGCACCGCACAACGCGGACAAGAACCGACCUGGUGGUAUCCUACCUUCGGACUCCGCUAGAGUCAUGCUGGUGCCCAAGCCUGGAGUCGAAGGCAGCGAGUACGUGAACGCGUCGUGGGUGUGCGGGUGGCGGCGACUGCGCGAGUUCGCGGUGGCGCAGCACCCGGGCGACGCGCCCGAGCUGUGGCGGCUGCUGUGGGACCACACGGCGCAGCUGGUGCUGCUCCUCCACGACCCUGAUGACCCUGAGUGCGAUGUGUUCUGGCCGACGGAGGAGGACAAGGAACUAUUCGUGGCCAACUUCAGAGCGAGCUUCGUGUGCAAGGACGUGUACGUGGCGCAUAGAAAGAGCGAGCGCGCGCCGGCGGAGGCUGAGCCCGAGCUCAGCGGACAUCGUCGCCAGGGGAGCGAGUGCGCGGACGACGAGCGACUGAUACCCGACACCUCCCCGGUCCUCGACACGGAGCCCGCAUACAGGUUCGACAGGACCGAGCUCAGGCUGGAGCGACUCAGCGCCGGCAGCAGGGACCUCUCCGCAAGAAAAUCCAUAGCCAACGGAGACCUAUUCUCCUCCCUCUCAGAAAAGAAAAACGGACCAAAAUCCCCAAAGAGCCCAUCAAAAAUGUCCUUGAAGAACUUCAAACUCAGCUCCCCCACGAAGUUCAAGUUCCCGGAAUGGGGGGCGCGGACAGCGGGCUCUCCCCCCGACACGGCCCCGCCCCCGCCGCCAGUGGAGCCCGCCCUCUCCGUCGAAGAGGAGACCGAGCUCCGGAGACCAUGUUACUACUUCGAAAAAGUUACCGAAGUGCCGGACAAUGUACCAUCAGAUAGGAUUAUCGAGGUUACUAAUGUUAGUGUGCACUCGUUGCAAGACGAUUACCAGCUAAGUGUUAAGUUUAUAAAGUGUAGUCGGUGGUUGGAGGGGGAGACGACCGCGUACGUGUCGGGCCGGCCUGACGACAACGAGUACGUGCGCGCGGUGCGGGCGGCGGCGGCGGGGGCGGCGGGCGGCGCGGAGCGAGAGCGAGCACUCGACGCACUGAUCGCACCCUACAGGGACUCCUUCGCACUCAUAGAGUUCGUCGCCGGCUGCCAGAUGGAGUACAAGAAUGGACCCGUUAUUGUUGUUGAUAAGUAUGGUGGUUGGAAGGCGCUGAGCGUGUGCGCGCUGAGCGCGGCGUGCGGCGGGCUGGGCGCGGAGGCGGCCGAGCUGUACUGCAGCUGGGCGCUGUCUGCGCACGCGCGCUGCCCCGCCGCGCCGCACUCGCCCUCCUCCUCCCACUCCCCGCACUCGCAGUCCCCCUCCUCCAGCGUCUCCCAGCCCCCGCACUCCGCGCACUCCCCGCACACACCGCACUCGCCCUCCGCGCUGCUCGCCACGUACUGCGCGCUCGCAGCAUACGGCCCCAUGCUCAGCGCACGUAAGAGCUGAACCGGGUAUCGCAGGCCGCACCUGAAUUAUUGCACAAUGUACUAAGUGCGUGUUAUCGCAGUCCGCCAUGUUCCAGCGCUGCUCGACUGUAAUUAGACAAAUUUAGCCAUUUUUUAUGGCAGCCAUCUUUGAUUUGACGCGUCAACCUCUCAAAAUGGCGGGGAACUGCUCGGUUGAUUUGGAGGUUAUUUAAAAACUGUGAUUUUUGAACGUUUCGCAUUUAUGUAAAUUAACUAUAUUAAUGAAUUUUACUUCAAAAUAAAUCAUAGACUUAUAAGGAAGGAAUACAAUUUUGUCUUUUUACAAUGAUUCCGAGGAAGUUUUGCCGCCAGUUGUAAAUCGCUCAAAACAUUUUGAACAAAGAUAUCGUUUAGUAGAAAUUAUUAUAAAUAAUUUGUUGGUAAGGCUUCUCUUAUGAAAUAAGAUGUGGUUGUGUACACGACGGUACGGAGAGGUGGCUAAGUUAGCAUUUUUUUUAUUAUAGACAGCUUGUAGAAAUAUGUAUUUAAUGUGAUGAUUUAUUAUAAUAUAUUUACCAAAGGACACUUUGUUAGACAUAUUACAUUGAUGUAACCAUAGAUUUAUAAACGACUAGUACUUGCUCUCGACUACGCCCGUGUGAGAUAAAAAAAUAUAGCCUAUGUUAUUCAUAGAUAAAUUACCUUUCGAACGGUGAAAGAAUUUUUAAAAUCAG
Papilio polytes (common Mormon) is the source of this 5673-nucleotide messenger RNA. RefSeq lists its product as uncharacterized. NCBI's taxonomy places the organism in Eukaryota, Metazoa, Arthropoda, Insecta, Lepidoptera, Papilionidae. The transcript has 21 exons. Gene Ontology annotation, biological process: protein dephosphorylation. The record is from RefSeq and is a predicted model, not a curated record. The coding region runs from base 189 to 4979 and encodes 1596 amino acids. Gene Ontology annotation, molecular function: protein tyrosine phosphatase activity; protein binding.